Ruditapes philippinarum (Manila clam) is the source of this 4632-nucleotide messenger RNA. RefSeq names its product 5'-nucleotidase-like. The record is from RefSeq and is a predicted model, not a curated record. Bases 91 to 1824 code for a protein of 577 amino acids. The transcript has 9 exons. Gene Ontology annotation, biological process: nucleotide catabolic process. Lineage: Eukaryota; Metazoa; Mollusca; Bivalvia; Venerida; Veneridae. Gene Ontology annotation, molecular function: hydrolase activity, acting on ester bonds; nucleotide binding; metal ion binding.
GUUUCUAUACCGAGUACAGAGCAGUUCAACAAAAGUUAAAAUCUUUAUAUAAAUAGUAUAAUUUUAAACUGAAGUUGCGCAUCAACAGACAUGGAUUUUCUUUAUAAAGUUAAUAAUUUAUUUCUAAGUUUAUACGCGGUUGUACUUUUAUCUGUGACAUGUAUUAGCAUAUCAGGGUUUGAAAUUACAGUUUUACAUACGAACGAUGUCCACGCGAGAUUCGAACAGUUUAAUAAAUAUGGAUCAACGUGCGACACGAGCGAGGCUCAAGAGGGACGUUGUUUCGGAGGAGUGGCCAGACGACAUACCAAAAUUCAGGAAAUUCGAAAUAGCCAUGACAACGUGAUUUUGUUGGAUGCCGGAGACCAAUUCAUGGGCACCGUAUGGUUUACUGUACAUCGUGGUAUGGCGGCUUCUUAUUUUAUGAAGGAACUUGGAUACAACGCUAUGUGCUUUGGAAACCAUGAAUUUGAUCUUGGUGUUGAAACGCUUGCGAAGUUUCUCGAUAACGUCACGUUUCCGGUCGUAAGCGCAAACACUGACGUCACAAAUGAACCACGUCUGGCAGGAAAGUUCUCGAAAUCUUGGACUACAACUAUAGGUGGUGAAGAAAUUGGCGUUGUUGGAUAUCUAACCACAGAAACUGCUAAAAGCUCAAGUGGGGGACCAACUGUAAAGUUCCAUGACGUAAUAACAGCAGUCCAAGAUGAAGUAGCCAUACUAAAAAGCCAAGGAAUUAACAAGAUAAUUGCCCUAGGUCAUGCUUUAAUAAAUAUGGAUAAACAAGUAGCCGCUAUAGACGGUGUUGAUCUGGUUAUAGGUGGACAUACAAACACAUUCCUGUACAACGGUGAGAAACCAGCUGAUGAAGAUAUAGAAGGACCGUAUCCUAUUGUUGUUGACCAGCCAGGUGGUGGUAAAGGACUCGUUGUUCAAGCCUACACCAUGGGCAAAUACCUUGGUUACCUUAACCUGAAGUUUGACUCCAAUGGCAUGGUGACAAACUAUUCGGGAAACCCUAUCCUAUUGGAUUCUACAGUUUCAGAGGACGCACAGAUUUUACGAGAAGUCAAUAAAUGGAGAGAACCUGUAGAUAAACUUAGUGCAUCUACGGUCGGAUAUUCGAAGGUUAUAAUGGACGGUGAGAGAUCUUCGUGCAGACUUAAAGAAUGCAACCUAGGGAAUCUUGUAACAGACGGUAUUGUGAACUACCAUAUUAAUUUCAGUCACUCGGAAUCCACCUGGGCUCCGGCUGUUAUCGCUAUCUGGAAUGGUGGUGGUAUAAGAUCAUCAAUUGACAAAGGAAUAGUUAGUUCCGGAGAUAUUUACAGCGUGUUACCAUUUGGAAAUGAGAUAGAUAUUUUAACAGUGUCCGGUAAAAAUCUCCGAGAACAGUUAGAACAUUCUGUCGCAAAUUAUGACCGGUCCGAUCCUCGAGGUGCAUUUCUUCAGAUGUCGGGACUCCGAGUUGUGUACAAUCUACAGAUGGAGGUAGGAAGCCGGGUUGUCUCGGUAGAAGCCAGAUGUCUGAGCUGCGACAUACCAAAAUAUAACCCUCUCCGAGAUAGUGAAGAUUAUAACAUAUUUGUGUCGACUUUUAUAAUAAAUGGAGGUAGUGGAUAUAAAUUUGAAGCUUCAAAACGACAACGUUUUAAUACAUUAGGCGCAAGAACACUGACUGAAUACUUUAAGAAGCACAGUCCCAUGUUUGCAGAGGUCGAGGGUAGAAUCCAGUUCCAUACAGAUAACAUUUCAUCAUCGGGCGCUCAUCAUUUACCCGCAGUUAUCUUCAUAAUUGCGUCAUUUGUAGUCAGAUUGUUGUAAAACAAAGAAGUGAAUGUUUUACAUUUAUUAUACUGAGCUUUAAAAUAAAACCACCAGGGCAAAUGUACUAUUGAAAUAACAAAUGGAUUGGAUACAUUGAUUAACAUGAUUUCAGGAUAUAAUCUAAGUUAUUUAAAUUUUAAAUGGCAUAAUAUUUUAUUGAAUGUCUCGAAGUAUUUGAAAUGAAAUUAAGAUAAUAUUGAAAGUCUGUAAUUGAUUUAAAUAAUAUAACAAUUGUGAUAACAGUUUAAAGAUGAUUUAAAUUUUAAGAUAAAAUUGCAACUAGUUUGUUGGUUUAAAUGAUAACAUUAUUGUGUUGAAAUUCUACAAGUGUAUAAUAUACAUAACGUUUUGAAUGUGAGUCCAUACCUACACUCAUAUCGAGUUUUCAUAUACCUAUAUUAUUUUUCUUGCUCUUCAUCUAUCACUAUUGUCACAUUUUUCAGGUCUUCUAAUUUCCGUGUCCAAAAAUACGUUGAAGAAUGACUCUUCCCGGUGCUGCGGGGGGGGGGGGCAGAGGACGAGAUAUGAUGUUCUUAUUAUUGUACAUCAUCAACGGUCUCAAUCAUUGCAAGUUAAUACUAAUUUUGUUUUAAAUCCUCUCAUCCGAUCUCCAUUUCAAGGAGCUUAUAAGAAGCUUUUAUCUAUACCGGUGUCAUUAGUAAAGUAUACCGAUUGUUUAUCAAUCUGUUUUUACCCAGAUUUCAACACGUUUUUUCCUGUCAUAUGUCGGCGGCCGAUCAAUCUUACUGGCUUUCCUGGCUAACUCACUAGAAAUAAACAAUUUCUGACCAGUAAUAAAUAAUUUCUCCGCAAGUGACCGGCUAUUAAGCCCUCAUCAUCGGCUAGAGACGAAUGAUCAUUAGACUUAUUGUCCGGGAUCAAUUGUCAAAAAGAAAUUUUGCUAUGUCUGAGAAUCGAACCGGCGACUCCUUGUUUAUGAACCCGGUGUUCUUCCUAUAGAACAAACUGGUAUAUAAUACAAUGAUUAUGAUUUGAAUUUAAUUAUAAUUUUAAUUGUUUUAUUGUUAUUAUGGCUAUGUGUCUUGCAUAACAGUUUUAAGGCAUGGCCUGCUUUCCUGUAUAUACAUGUAUAUCAUUGUUUACUUUUUUAAAAAUGUCCCUCUUAAUGGUCUUUGUUUGCAGUCUUUGUCAUAUUAAAAUGUCUACAUGAAAUGUUAUAUAUAGAAACGGUUUAUGUAUUUCACUUUUUUAAAUAGCUGCCAUGUUUUCUUAUGUGAAUUAUAAACCAUGUUUGUCAAGAAAUUAUUGUCCCUCCGUGUACAUGUAUAAAUGUUAAUAUCACCACAUGCAUUCGUAUCAUUUUUACCUAAUUAGAUUUUAUAGAUUGUGUUUAAAUGUUGUUUUUUUCAUUUGAAUCUUUUUUUUCUUGUGUUAUCUUAGACAAAUUUGUUUUGCUUGUGUACUCAUAAAUAUAUGUGUUCCUUGCAGUAUAAUUGUUUAUUUUCCGGUGACUUUUUAUUCUACUGCUUAAAAUUAUGUCCAAUCCGAUACCAAAGUCAAGCUCCUUGGACCAAAGAGAUCCUAUUUCCUCCCUUAAGAUAUAUAUUGCUUCCUUUAAUCUCCAAAUGGAAUGAAAUUGUUUCAUUUUAAUAAGAUUUUGUAGAUUAUGUUAUAUUUUUUUAUGGUUUGCGUUAUUAGGCUUAUUUCAAAACAUUUUACUGUUACUUAUUUGAUAAAGAUACAAAAAUGUAUUUGAAAACUAUGUUUUCAUUUCAGCGUUUCAUGUUACAAUAUAGCAAUAAAAAUCUCAUAAAAAACAAGAAAAGCAAACACAUUUAUCUUAAUUAACGAAUUAUUUUUUUUAUAUUACAAAAAUUAAUAAUCUUAAUAAAGUAUAUUGCGUUAGUUUUAUUCUUUUUAGAAAGAAUCAUUUGUAUUAGUUGAUAUCGAAUUGAAAAUGUCUGCCGAAAAGGAGCAUAGUCACCAGAACUCCAGAGAACAUACUUUGUUUUGUUUAAACAUAUGUUAUUGCACCAAAUACAAAUGUACAUGUAAAAUAUUAUACAUAUUAUGAAUAUAUAACAAAAAGCAAAUGGGUUGGGCAACAAGUUCUAGCAACAUUUGAAGCUCUUCCAAGAACUUUGUGUGACCAUUUGAAAGAAAAUGCAUUAACAUACCUUUGGACUUUGGCAUCGUCAAACGUAGUAUGAUUUCAGAACAGUGUUACCAUAAUAAGAUUGUUAACCAACACAGUAACAAUAAAGGAUCCUAUAGUUAUAUUUUCUUCACACAACUUCCUCAUAAUACGUGAAAUUUAUGUAAUUUUGAGCGAUAUUUUUAUAAAAUUGCGUGUUAAAAGUUCUGUCUUAGUUUGUUUGUUUUCUGGUUUUUACAAACAUUUUGACACGUUUUGGUAAUAUCUCGGCAGGUGACCAACUUUAUGAUUGUCAAAGUCUAGUUGUAGAGGCAGUUGACCUUUAGACUCAAUGUCAGAUAUAUCAUUUGUCAGAAAGAAAUAACGCCUCGCACGAGGCAUGAUAUCCAGCAAGUCCUGGGUUACUAAUCCAAUGCUCUCUAUUGAAUGUAUGUAUGUACGUACGUACGUAUGCAUUCUAGGCUUAAUGAGGGUCCAUCUACCCUUCCAGGCACUGAGAGGUCUAUUGAACUAGGCUUGCAAACUCUGUGUUUGUAAACUGUUGUUCAGUAAAACGCUUAAUGAGCUUACUGCACCUCUUUCCGUUCUUAACACAGAGAGAUUUAUUUCAAUAUACAAUAGAAUAGCAUGGCACACCAUAAUAUAUACAAAAACAGAUGCAAGAUGUAUGAGUGAAUAAAUUUCCAUGC